This is a messenger RNA of Brienomyrus brachyistius, 862 nucleotides long. It is a transcript of the gene kgd4, whose product is annotated as mitochondrial ribosomal protein S36. The transcript is spliced from 5 exons. Lineage: Eukaryota; Metazoa; Chordata; Actinopteri; Osteoglossiformes; Mormyridae. The coding region runs from base 358 to 699 and encodes 113 amino acids. Gene Ontology annotation, biological process: 2-oxoglutarate metabolic process. The record is from RefSeq and is a predicted model, not a curated record.
AUCUGUUGGGGUUCCGGCCGAUGGGAUAUGAAAGGCCGCAGUUAGGUGAAGGCGUGAGAAAGACCCGAAUAGUAUUUCGGUGGCGUGUCGUGCUACAGCAUAUUUUGGUGGCUUAUGCAAGAACAAACUAAUGUAUCGUUAAAUAAUCAUUGUUACUACCCAGACCCUAGGUAAGCAAGAGAUACGUACAUUAUCAGGAAACAACUGACAACCGAUGUAGUGGUGCAGAUUCUUAUUGUAUUGAUGACUUCCAGGCCCUUUAAGAUAAAGCACACACCAACAGCGCCCUCUGAUGUCGUUUAUAGAAAUCAGGCUUUUUGUAUCGAUUUAACCCGGACGUAGAAGACAGAGGCCGCCAUGGGGAGCAAAAUCAGUGGCAAAAUGGCAGCUGCUAGUAGGGUCGUGCAGGUAGUAAAGCCUCAUGCACCAUUAAUCAAAUUUCCAAAUCGCCAGAAUAUCCCAAGGCCAAAUGCACAAGAAGCACUGAAAAUGGCUUUUGCCGGGAUUCCAGGUACUUCCCCUUCGACACACAGUUCAGUGCCAUCUGCGGCACUAGGAUCCAGGCCCCCGGGAGCUGCCAGCCCAGUGCCUGGGACACCAGACAGUGCCACUACAGUCAGAGACUUCCCCCAGAGGUAUCGUAGGAAGCCUCUGGCCAUAGAUGAGAUGGACUACAUCCAGCGUGGUGGACCAGAAUGACCCAGAGUGUGUCAGUGUUCAUCAAAUCCAAUGUUUUUUUUUUUUUUUUCCUUCAGACUAGUUCUCUUUAACGCUCUAUAACAUCUUGUCAUAUGUCUGUUGUUAUGUGUGUGUGUAUAUAUGAAGUGGAGGGAGAAAAAAAUAAAGCAAUAUAUAACUGGAA